Messenger RNA from Syngnathus typhle (broad-nosed pipefish), 2565 nucleotides. Its product is annotated as E3 SUMO-protein ligase ZBED1-like. The transcript is spliced from 2 exons. The coding region runs from base 158 to 1987 and encodes 609 amino acids. The record is from RefSeq and is a predicted model, not a curated record. Lineage: Eukaryota; Metazoa; Chordata; Actinopteri; Syngnathiformes; Syngnathidae. Gene Ontology annotation, molecular function: DNA binding; protein dimerization activity.
AUCCAACAUGAGUGGAAUCCACCAAAUUAUUCCAACACUGCCAUCCAGUGGUCAAUUUGUAAAGGCGCAACAAACGUUUGCUGGAACCACUGCACAAAAAUGAAAUUUUCUACACGGACUGUAAUCGCAGAGCAAAUUUAGGUAUCAAGUUGACGCGAUGGCUGAUACACACGAAACGGUCCGUAAAAAACAGAAAAUGUCCAAAGUUUGGGAUCACUUCAGACUUAAAGAAUACAACAUAGUACAAUGCGACCACUGCCAAGCAAAAUUGGCGUUCCACAGCAGCACGUCCACCAUGAUUUCGCAUCUGAACCGAAAGCAUCCGGUCGUUGUGUCCAGCUCAACAGGGGUCGACGACACUAGCACAUUGGUAGGUCGUCCAGUUCCAUCAUGCUCUGUUAAGGAAGCUGCCUUGCUAACAGAGAGCAUUUUGGACAUGCUGGUCACUGAUAUGCGCCCACUGUCCAUGGUGGAGGACAAAGGCUUUAGGAAGAUGAUCUGGACUUUGAACCCUAAGUACAGCAUACCAUCAAUCACACAUUUCAUAAGUUUGAUGGAGAAGAGGCACCAAGAAAUGGCAGAGAAACUGAGAAGUGUCCUCCACAACACGGAGUUUGUUGCACUGACGACAGACGUCUGGACAAGUGUGACGGCAGACGCCUUUCUCGGGGUGACCUGUCACUUCUUGGGGGAAGAUUGGGAGAUGAAGUCCCUCUACCUAACAACGACACGUCUCGAAGAGAGGCACUCGGCUGCCGAUAUUGCGGACUGGCUGGAGGAAACCGCUGCCAAAUUUAAUAUUCCAUUGCGCAAGGUGAGGGCAGUGGUCCAUGACAAUGAGGCCAAUGUAGCGGGGUCAGCGGGAAUUUUGACUGAGAGACAUGGCUGGACUUCUGUGAUGUGCUCAGGGCACACUCUCAAUUUAGUGGUUGAGAGCACGCUGAAAAACAAAGAAGCCAUUGCCAAUUGUGUGGAUUCUGCUCGGUGUCUGGUUGACCAUUUUCAGAGAAGUGAACUGGCUUGUACCAAACUUAAAGAAAAGCAGCAACAAAUGGGAAUGCCGCCACAAACGUUGAUUCAGGAUGUAAGUAGUCGGUGGAACAGCACAUACCACAUGCUGUCCAGGCUCCUCGGACAAAGGUGGCCGGUGACCGCGGCGCUUUCCGAUCCUGCAGUCACCAAACAGCACCACCGGGAUCUAGAUCCGGAGCAGUGGAACCUGAGUGAGGAGCUGACUCAGGUCCUCGGCCCAUUUGAAGGAGCGACGGAGUUUCUGAGCGGGGAGGAAUAUGUUACUCUCUCUGCUCUUCCGCAGCUGGUGCACAACCUCAAGAAAUCAACGCUGAGCUCAGCAUUUAAAACCGCAUCAGUCAGGGCCUUCCAAGCUCAAGUGGCCGAACAGAUCACAGCGAGAUGGCAAAAACUGUUUUUAUUUCAACCCGAAGCUCCUAACACUGUCCUCCUGGCUGCUGCUUUGGACCCGAGGUUUAGAAAACUGAAGUUCUUGCCUGCUGAAGAUGUGUUCAAAGUCCAGUGUACAAUCCAGUCCAUGGCACUCGCUGUUAAAAAGCAAGCGAGACAGUCGAAUAAAAGCAGACAUGAAGCAACCGCCAAAACAAAAGACCGUUUGGGUAGAAAAUAUGGAUCUUUGCUCAAAAGUAUUCUGGGAUCAUCAUCGGACUCCAGCAGCAACGAGGAAGAGGAUGAGGAGGAGCAGCUAAGUCAAGCGGUGCAGAAGGAGGUCUUGCAAUAUUUUGGAGAGCAGCCUCUCUCCAAGAAGGAGAAUCCACUGCCGUGGUGGAGAACAAACGCACCACGAUAUCCGACUUUGGCAAAGCUGGCCAAGUCGUUUUUGGGUAUCCCAGCGACAUCGACGUCCUCAGAGCGCUUGUUCUCCACUGCUGGGAACACAAAGCGAAGAGCAAGCCUUGGGUCGGAGCAAGUCGAUAUGUUGACUUUUCUCCAUUGUAAUCAUACACUCUUGUAAAAGCUUGCCCGUGCACACACACGCAGGUUUACACGUUCACACAACCCUACCUACCUCACCUGGGUACCUUUUGAAAUGUUUUGUGAUGCAGCAUUUAAGCCUCAAUGGCCGGGAAAUUUUAUUUUAAUAGGCACCUUUUCUUUUUUAAAACAUUGUUUUAGUUUUUAAUUUCAAUGAUCAAGAUCAUUUUUCUUCUUUUCACAUUUUAAGGUUAAUGUCAUAAAACAUGGGGUGGCACGUUGGUGCACUGGUUAGCUGCAAACCACCUGCUAACGGUUAGCAGGUCGCCUCACAGUUCAUUGGUGCAGGGUCUGACCUCUGGCCUUCCUGUGUGGAGUUUGCAUGUUUCUCCCAUGCUCAGGUGGGUUUCAUCCGGGUGCUCCGGAUUCCUCCCACAUUCCAAAGACAAUGGAUGUUAUAACAUCUCAUUUUCUUCAAUUGAAUCGUUUUAGAUUUCAGUUUUGCUGCAUCACCUCUGAAUGUUUUCAACUGCUCAUAAGUUGUCUUACACUGUAUAUUGAAUUUGUUUUGAACAUGUUUUAUAAAGAAGGCAUUAAGUCUUUUUUUUCUCCAUGUGG